Molecule: messenger RNA, 5898 nt
Organism: Notolabrus celidotus (New Zealand spotty)
Lineage: Eukaryota; Metazoa; Chordata; Actinopteri; Labriformes; Labridae
Gene: tent4a
Product: terminal nucleotidyltransferase 4A
Biological process (GO): RNA 3'-end processing
Cellular component (GO): TRAMP complex; nucleolus
Molecular function (GO): poly(A) RNA polymerase activity; mRNA binding
Source: RefSeq, a predicted model, not a curated record
UAUUUAAAAACCCCUCGUAAGGCGCAUGCGCGUGGAUUUGAAGAGAAUACGCCAUAUUGAAUUCCCGUAGGAAACGGCUAGCUUUUUUUCCAGCUAGCGGUGUAAAUGGGCCACUUUAUAAAUGGUCCUAAUUCGGUUUAAUGUCUAAAUACUCCCCCUUUCUUUACCCCGGACAGAGAAGCGACCUGUAACAGGUCAGGAAGCGACACAGACUCACGACGGACUCGGUAGUAUUAGUUAGACUCUCGCAGGGGGGUUACCAGAGAGAAGUUGAAUGGAUCCGAGGGUAGCUUGGAUUCAGCCCGAACAGAAAGGACCUGCGAACGCCUUAUGGAUGCACGUCUGGGAGACCUCUCAGGGAGUACGGACGCUCUCCGCUCAGCAGCUCCACAAUCAAAACCACAACCAGUGCGUGAAUUAUGCUGCGUUGGAUGUUCUGAAAAAUGUGGCGAGCGCGGUGGCAUCAAGCAAGAGUCUUUGCAGCAGCAGCGGCAGCAGCAGCCAUCACAGCAUCAUGAACGGCACUACUGGAAUUAACGGCACUGCGAUGUCCUCGCUGGGGAUAGCGCUGUCAAACGGGAACGUACACAACUCCAUCACCACGGCUAGUGCCACUGAACCAGGUGAGGGAAAAGCCCUGCCCCAGAAGACGGGAUCUGUCUUCUCUUCGUCCUCCUCACGGGAAUCCGGGGCGGAUAGCCCCCCUUCCAGCUGCUCACUUGAUAGGACUAUGAUUGGAAACGUAACAGGAAAUAUUAAUAAAAACGUCGGGGGUGCCAAUCUGCUUUUUAAUGUGAGCGACAGUAUUGACAACAAUGUCAACCUUUACCACCAUCAUCACCGUCACCUACAGGAGCACCCGGCGUUCAAUCCACAGCAGAUUUGCGUAAAGCGCCAUCAGGUCCAAACCUCUCUACCUGGAAAUCACACACACCACCCAGGCCGGAGGAAAAGUGACAACAAAGCGAGCACUUAUGGGAUGAAUUACUUGCUUUCUAACUGCACUAAUGGCAAUUAUGCGAGCACUUGGACACCCUGGAAGACGAGGAAGUACAACCCCGGAGUCCUCGGACUCCACGAGGAGGUGAUGGACUUCUACAACUUCAUGUCCCCUCGCCCGGAGGAAGCAGCUAUGAGGAAGGAGGUUGUGACCCGGAUAGAGAAGAUCAUCAAGGAGCUGUGGCCCACUGCAGAUGUUCAAAUAUUUGGCAGCUUCAGCACAGGCCUGUACCUUCCAACAAGUGACAUUGACCUGGUGGUUUUUGGGAAGUGGGAGCGCCCCCCACUGCAAGAGCUGGAACAAGCUCUCCGCAAGCAUAAUGUGGCAGAGCCUUUCUCUAUCAAAGUGCUGGACAAGGCUACAGUGCCAAUCAUAAAACUGACAGACCAGGAGACUGAGGUGAAGGUGGACAUCAGUUUCAAUGUGGAGACUGGAGUGAAGGCGGCAAGCUUCAUCAAAGAUUAUGUAAAGAUGUAUCCAGUGCUGCCUUAUCUGAUCUUUGUGCUGAAGCAGUUUCUGCUGCAGAGAGAUCUGAACGAAGUCUUCACAGGGGGAAUCAGCUCCUACAGCCUCAUCCUCAUGGUCAUCAGCUUCCUGCAGCUCCAUCCUCGUAUUGAUGCCAGAAAUCCCAAUGAGAAUUUGGGCGUAUUGCUGAUCGAGUUCUUUGAGUUGUACGGACGCCAUUUCAACUACUUGAAAACAGGGAUUCGGAUCAAAAACGGAGGUGCAUACAUCGCCAAAGAAGAGCUCAUGAAGGCCAUGAAAAAUGGAUACAGGCCAUCCAUGCUGUGCAUAGAGGACCCACUGCUUCCAGGUAAUGAUGUAGGAAGGGGUUCCUAUGGCGCCAUGCACGUCAAACAGGUGUUUGACUACGCCUACACUGUCUUGAGUCACGCUGUUUCCCCGCUCGCACGGUCAUAUCCCAACAAAGACUCUGAAAGCACCCUGGGAAGAAUAAUCAGGUUGACACAGGAAGUGAUCGAUUACAGGGAAUGGAUCAUUAAGAAGUGGGGGGGCAGAGAUCUGGCUCGAACAGACAACAGAGUUUCACCCCCCAAGGAGACCGUAUCAGAGCAGGAGCCCUGUGUGCUGGGAGGCGGUGUCGGGUCAGAGGAGCAGCAAAGAGACUCUGUGUCACCCCACAGCACUGACUCUCCCAUGUCCAUCUCCAGCCCACAGCAGCACUCUUCAGCCUCCUCAGUGUCCUCGCUGUCCGGAUCAGACAACGACUCUGAUUCAGCGCUGCCGUGCCCAGUCCCUCCACCAGCUCUGCCACCAUACCCAUCUUUCCGGCCUCUGGGCCUCGCUUUGCCACCAGGCCUUAACAUGGGCAAGCCAGCCAUGGGAGGACACCACCACCACCUCCUCAUGCAUCCAGGAUCACAGGCUCGCGUCUCACUGCCCGGUGGUCUAACAAUGCACUCCCUACCUGGCAGACAGGUGUGUAUAGACACCGGGCUCCCUCCCUUCUUCCACAUGCCCCCCCCAGCCCAUGCUCAUCCCCCUGCCCCCUCCAGCCCCCAGCCUCCGCCCAGCCCCCACUCCAGCCAUACACACAAGAACGGAGUAAAGUUCAACGUGAAGGGCUUCCACAACCCGCCGCUGGUCAACAACCCUGUGCUGGCUAACCGCGGACACACACACACUCACACACAUACACAGUACCACCGCAACACUUGGCGACGCAGAAAGAGGGACAGCCUACCCGUUAGCAUCAGCAGAUAGAAACCACUCCUCUUCCUCUACUCUUCCUCUUUCUCCUCUCUGGCUGCUCAGACCCUGGCUCUACGUUUGUCCUGAAGGAGGACGGACUGGCAGACAGAGGACCAGAGACCAGCAGUUUUUCAUUCUGGGGCUGCCACCACCUGGAUCAACAGCCUGCAUCUUUCUCCUCCUCCUGCUUAGCUUUUCAAUUCAGCAUGACUUUGGUUCAGGUGUUUGUUAUUAUGUUACUUUCAGUAUUUAAUUUUCCUCAUGCUUGUUUCAGGUCAGUUCCUGUCUUUCUUUUCUCGUUUUGUUUGUUUUUAUGGGACUUGGAGGAGAGGCCAUUGCCAAGCUCACUUGACCUCGUCUUGACCCUUGCAGCCAAGCUGCCUGUGGUUUAGUGUUACUUCUUUUUCACAAUUUAUACACUUAAGAACAAACUGUUUUCAUUUGGUGCAAUAAUUUUAUUUUGCUUAUUUAAUUUUGUUUGUGUGUAUAUGUAAAGGCAUUUUUAUACGGUUUUAUUUUUGUAGAAUUUUAAAUUUUGUUUACGAUACCUUUCCCCUGGCAGCAUCUCGGGAGAAUGUCUGUCUGUUUGUUGAUUGUGUGUGCGUGUGUGUGUGCGUGCGCAUGUGUGGGUGUGAGGGAGUGUAUGUGCCUGUCUGUCAUCAGGUUAAGAUGGACCUCAGUUCAAGCCUCACCUCCCUCUUCUCUUCUUCUCUUCCUCUGUAGCUUGUGUUUUUCCGUUUGAUAGAAAGCAGCGUGAUCAGAAAGGGAAACUUUUAUCUCGAUGUCCCUUAAAGCUUUCCUUCGCCCGUCUUGUGACAAUGGACGAGCUAGACAUGAAAUUCCUCAUGGAAGUUUUGUUCCUCAGUCCAGUAGUCUAAGUCGGGGAUGGAAAUAACACCCUUGGAUAUCUUGAGAGACGUCCCAAAAGGAGGGAGCCCCUGAGCAGAUCGAGCUUUAGCAGUGAUUACAGAGUUGUUUGUGUAUGACUCCCUGUGUGUGUGUGGGUGUUUGUGGUGUGUGUAUGUGUGUCCCUCUGUGGGGCUGUGCUGUUGCCAUAUUUUGUCAGUCAGGGGAAGGCUGGCAUCGGCCUGCUAGUUAUUUUUCCUCAGCCACCUUUCUCUCUGGAGGCGAUUUUGAAAGAAGAGCCUCCAGACGGUGCAGGAUUUUGUUCUGAGAGAACCCAUUCUGUUGAACAUAUAUGCUGUUGUGUUUUCAUUUUCAUGCUUGUCUAUUUUUAUAAAAUGUUGUAGGAAGGUUGAGGCCAAGAAGGCUACACCUUAUCUGACUUGAAUUUGAAGAUCAAGAUUAGGGUUUGGUGGCAGAAGCCGCUGAUUUCAUGUCAGAGAAAUCCUCUUUCUCUCUCUCUGGUGGAGAAACUUGGUUGUGAAAUAACUAAUCCCAGGGCGGAGGUUGACCUUUACGUACAGCUGUAAAAUCUGUGUAGACCAACACUACGAUGCUCAGUGAUAAGGUUUUCACCUUUAUUGUCCUGGACAAAGGAAAGCGGGAGAGAGCGGGGAGUCUCCCAAAACCAAGGGCCCUCGUGAAAGGGAAUUAUUUUUUGAUUCCAUUCAGGAAUCGUGUACAUUUGAUUGCCAGGUACUUCCGCUAAUUGUUUGCAAUGCCUUUCUUUGUGUUUACUUUGAGUGUGUGUAUGUCGUUUUCAGCGAGCACACAGUGUCACAGAAAUACACACACUCACAGACAGGACUGUCGAGGGCUGUGACUUGCCCAGAACACUACACACGCUGGUGUUAUUACUAUGCAAGUGGAUCAUUGAAAUUGUCAUGUCAACUCUCGUCCUCCCGGUUAUUUUUCCAAAAUGACAAACAUGGCUCGUCGGACAGUAAAGUCACUCGCUGUCCGACUCCCAAGCCAGCUCAUGUGAACUACAACCCCAUCCUCUGACACCCCUGUGUUUGUACAAAGGUCCUGACAUAUUUCAAAAUCUAGUUUUGUACAUGUAUCCGUCAAAUGUAAAGACUGGGGGAUGUUAAUGUCAGUGAUUGGGUCUGGGUCUGUGUAGUGUGUGACAUAGUGAAAUGUGUGUGAGAAAGUAUUGAGACUCAUGACACCACAGGUUUUUUAAUCAGACACUCCACAUUUCAUGAGCCAGUGCACCCAGACAGCGACUUGCACUCUGCAGGUGCACGUCAGUGUGAGCAAAGUGUCCACCAACAAUUCUUUCCCUUUUUUUACUGACACUGUUCAGAACUGUAUCACUAUUUCUGUUUACUCCAUGGCAACUCUGACACCACGUCAAACUACAUCUAGCAUCAAUUCAAUCUCAGAUGAAAGGUAUUGACUGGUUGCUCACAGGCAAUUAAAAUUAUGAGGUUAUCAUCAGCUCACACCACAGAGAAAUUCCUCCGGUUAAUGAUUUGACCAGAACACAUUAUGAAUGCAGCAGACCAGCAGGAAGGCAGUUUUGUUUUUAGAUGAACCAAGCUCCACUGUCUUAUUCAUUCAACCUUUCCUUUCCAGUAAUGAUUAUGCAAUCCUAGCCCCGUGUUAAUUGGACUAAAGCAAAUUUUUGAUGUAUUAAACCGGCCCUUUAAGGCCUUUCAAACUGCACUUCUGACAGCCAUGUCUGCUUUUAGAAACAUCAGAACCAGCUACGAUGAUGAAAUUGGUAAUGGAAGGUGGUUGACUGGGUUAGAGUUGCCUGCAUCUUCACAACAAAGACUUGACAUGCAGUAUCCAAGGAAGUCUGUAUGGAUUAAAAUCUCUGUGCAUCUCAGUGGUCCUACACAGUUGACUCUCUCUGUUCAAUUUACUCUUGUCACUUUCGAUCAAGCCAGUAGUGGUGGAAAUGAUAGAACAAAGGGCUGGGUUGUGCGCUGCCACAUUGCCUUCACUUCUUCAGAGAAGUUGAGACUAAUGGGAUAAGGAGAGAGUGGUGAGGCCCACUGAGAUUUGGCAUACACAUGUACAUGUAGAUGCAAUGUAAUAUUACCCCCAUUGGGAUACAAUGAGGGAUUUUAAACUAGCAGCUGCUGUUUUAAGAAAGGUGGCAGCCCCUCUAUGUCCUGGCUGGUUCAUGUGAGCAGUGGACCUCCAAAUGGACACCUAGCUACUGGUGGCCAGUGGGAACCACAGCCCAGCUUUUGUUUUUGUUUUCUUGACAUUUUUAUGUAAAUAUAUUUUUUUCUAUUUUAUUUUUUAAUAAACAUUUUAAAACUGCC